AUGAAUCAUUACUUGCGUGCUUAUAACCUUGUGAGAGCUGGUUUCCCUGGCCUGUUGCCCUCCCGGAUGUCUACAGACAUCCUGGCCCGUCCCCCUCCUAUUGGCCUUCCUCUACUCCUCAAAGGCCGAGAGAAAUCCAGCCCCAAAUCCAUGCUGGGUUACCCCUUCUCAGAAACUCCUAAACAGUUUGCGUGCGAGAAGUGUGGCCGCACUUAUGCAUCAACAGGUAACUUGAAACGGCACAAGAAGUAUGAGUGUGGUGUUGAACCUCAGUUUUCCUGUCCAAUCUGCAAGAAAAAAUUCCAACACCGUCACAGUGUAAAGAUCCACGUUUUCUCCACGCAUCGUAAUGAGGCAGGAGAAGGUGGCCCAAAUGAUGCUCCAAAAGAUUCUCCUGCUUUGUUCCCUACUUCUGAAGGAAUGGCUGCCGUUGGCUCUGGGCCGUGUAAAGAUGAGUUUUUCCCAAUCCCACAGGAAGCCAAUGCCCCAACAACACAAAAUCAAGAUGGGUAG
Molecule: messenger RNA, 513 nt
Organism: Penaeus vannamei (Pacific white shrimp)
Lineage: Eukaryota; Metazoa; Arthropoda; Malacostraca; Decapoda; Penaeidae
Source: RefSeq, a predicted model, not a curated record